CGAGCGCUGCACGAGAGAAACGUUGCAGUCACAUGCUGCGAUACCGACAGGUGUAAUCUUCCAACAGAAUCAUCCAGCUCUGUUUCAAAACCAACAGAAGCGAUCCCAUUGUCAAAACCAACAGAAUCCAGUACAGUGUCAAAACCAACAGAAUCCAGUACAGUGUCAAAACCAACAGAAUCCAGUACAGUGUCAAAACCAACAGAAUCCAGUACAGUGUCAAAACCAACAGAAUCCAGUACAGUGUCAAAACCAACGGAAUCGAGCACAGUGCCAAACACCUUCACAGACAAACCAACACAACAUUUGCCGAGUUGCGUAAGAGACAUCGUGCUAAUUAUCGAAGACUUCGGGGACAAAACGUCUAAUCAGACGACGCACAUGAACCCCUCUACGCACUACAUGACCACCUUCCUGAAGGAAUUUGUAGCACGCCUCCCUAUUGGCCCCACGGGCAGCCUUCUGGGACUGGCCCUCAUUGAUUCAGACAUUCACAGCGUAUGGUCUCUCAUUGACCACGUGACCAACGACCAACUGCAAAUGGCUAUUAAUGGUAUACGGUUUCAACAUAGGAAAGAUAGACUCGAUAUUGAAAAUUUAGUAGAUUACCUUUCCAAAGAGGCAUUUGAUAAUAUGUCAGGCGACAGGCCAAGUGUACCAAAUGCAGUCGUCAUAUUUGUGGAUCACCGAGGGAGACCGGAUAUGCACCACGGUCAUGUUAGCGGGCUAGGUGCCGAUGCAAGGCAUGAUGUUCAAAAGGCUAGCGGUGACGUCAUUGUUGUCAACAUUGGGAGUACCGACCACAGCGCUGUGACCCAGAUGUCGGUGCUGGCCACGGACGCCCACCAUGUGUUCUCGGUCGCGGAUUAUGACGCAUUGUCCGGAAUCAAAGAUAUGCUUGUAAAUUUUAUUUGCAACUAAAUAAAAAAUAAAGGGCAUUCCUAGCUAUUCAUGUGCCUACAGUAUAUGAAUGUUAUUAUGACAAAGAACACCUGUUACCUUUUAUUUCUAAAUUAUUGCAAAACUAAGUUGAAAAUGUACUCUGAUAUCAAUAUGCUCAA
Messenger RNA from Dreissena polymorpha, 1061 nucleotides. RefSeq names its product collagen alpha-1(XIV) chain-like. The annotation marks the transcript as partial. Lineage: Eukaryota; Metazoa; Mollusca; Bivalvia; Myida; Dreissenidae. The transcript has 2 exons. The record is from RefSeq and is a predicted model, not a curated record.